AUGACCGCAAAACGGUUGAAGAAAUUCUCUGUUACCGAUGUAAAAGAUUUGAUCGAUAGUGCUGCAGAAGUCAUCAGUUCCAAUGGAAUGCCGGUUGUUGGGCGCAGAAUGCUUGCGGAGCAGUUCGAUAAUACCAUUAUAAUUGAUGUAUUUUUGGCAGUUCUGAACUAUUAUCCAGUUUAUGAGUCUAAGAAUGCCGAGAUUAGUCGCUGGAAGUGUAAAGUCCAUGAUUCGUUGCUGGAAUACAUAAUUGUAUCUGUGAAAAGCAAGGACCAUUGCGAAGAAUUCCUCGCUGCAGAAAGUGAAGAGCCGUCAGCCGUAACAGAACUUCUCAAAAAUGGUUGGAGUCAGCCGAGCACUUUGAAUAUAUUGAAGGCCCUUAUGCGAAUUGAGACCAAAUUUGCUCUUUGGAAACUUGUUGAAAGGGUUAUUCCUCUGCGACAUAGGGAAUUCUUCGAUAUGGUUAUGGAAGAAGAAGCACAGGGGACUGCGAGGUACCACAUCAUUAACAAAGGUUUUGUUCAUUACCCUUUUAAAACUUUAUUGUCUGCUCCACAAACUCUAUUCCCUGAACCAUCGCAUAUCGAGCUGAUUUAUUUAUUGCCGAACCAGUCUUUUUGUUUUCGCCGCAUCUCGUUUUGGGAUAUCGAUAUUUUCUUGACAGCCAUAGAAGAAAGAAAGUCGGAUACUGUUAUAAGAGAGGACAAAAGGGAAUAUGUAGUAGAGAACUGUAAAAUAAUGGUCUACACUGUAUUGAUAUAUAUCAUUAGGCGGAGGGGAUUAAAUCGUUAUUUACAAGACCCUUCACUUUUAUUUACUGUCGCUCUACUGGGACCGCUGUCAGCUUCAGACGUGGAAAAUUUCGCCAGCGAGCGUUCAUUAGAAUUCAGGGAGGAAUGCCGACGUAUUGUUUUCAGGCUUGAGUCAUGUACACUUUCCACAAGCAUUUGGGAAGCCGCGUUGGCUUUUUACUGUCGUUUAAAAUCCUUUCUUGGAAGAACUUGGCGUACGGUGAUGAUAUUUUGCUACAAGCUGGGGACAUUCGCAGAAGUUUCUAGGAAUCUGCAUGUUCCCCUUUCUUAUCGCCGUUCGGAUGUUAAAAGAAAGGGAAGGGGAGUGUUUUUGAUAUUUGAAACCAGUUGGCAUGAGGAAGUACCAGAACUGUGCAUGACACGAUGCGGUGUAGAAGAAAAUUAGUU
This is a messenger RNA of Enterobius vermicularis (human pinworm), 1199 nucleotides long. The record is from the annotation of a GenBank genome assembly. Lineage: Eukaryota; Metazoa; Nematoda; Chromadorea; Rhabditida; Oxyuridae.